AUGAUUGAUGACUCUAAAGCUACACCUCAAUUCAGUCCAUUUCUUCGUAUUGACAAUUAUUUAUAUAAUGGCAAAAUGGCCUAUCUGGUGACUAGCAACUGUUGUGAUCAAUUCAAUCCUCUUUAUGAUGGAGAAUGUAAUCAAAUUUGUGCUCCUUCAGGUGGUUUCACAGGUCGUGGUGAUGGUAACUGUCCGGAUUUUGAUGAGACAGCAAAACAAUUGGGAAAUGUUUGGGUGGCUCCACGCGGUUAA
Messenger RNA from Rotaria sordida, 252 nucleotides. Lineage: Eukaryota; Metazoa; Rotifera; Eurotatoria; Philodinida; Philodinidae. The record is from the annotation of a GenBank genome assembly.